AUGGAGACGCGGCCACAGUAUCUCGAGGAGCAAUUGCACAGAAAGGAAUCGGAAGUCUCUGAACUGCAUAGGACUCUCCAUGAAGUCGGGGCUAAAUUCAUUCAGCUCGAACACGCUUUUAAAACUAACUUGCAGCUACAGGCUAGGCGAGAAGCUGUAUUAGAACGUUUUAGAAACGAAAGUCAAGAGCUCCGGAAGCUUAAUAGCGACGCUCUACAAACGACAACAGAAUUGAGUUCGAGACUAAUGAAUGCCAUCAUCGAGAGGGAUCAUUGGAAAAACACUUUCCUGCAACAGAGAGAAUUCAUCAUGAGAAACAAAAUUAAAUACGAGGACACGAUAGCUUCGGUGAAACAGGAAUGCGAAGAUAUUUUGAAGAUAUCACGAGAAACUGCAGAGAAACAAUUUCAUGAACUAAUCGAGCUGUACAAUGGAACUAGAGAGAAGAUGCAGCAAAAAUAUCAUGUACAGGUUAAAGUACUUGAAGCUAUUACAUGUAGUAAUUACUUCUAUAGGGACAAAAUUACAUACAUUUCCAUAGUACAUAUAUGUUCUUACAGAUCUUACGUGUUCACAUUUCUGGUCGAUUUACGUUCAAAGUUGACAUUCCAUGCACCUGCAGCAUGUACUUCGUUAUUGUAUCUUGUAACGCAAUUUUGGUCGGUGAGAUUAAACUUUCAUCUUCUCAAUAAGGUGAUCCGACUAGAGGAAGAGAUGGGGACGUAUCAAAGCUGUCGACGCGAGCACGAAAACCGUACUUUCGAGCUAGCUAACCUACUUGAAACUUUAAACCGUUUCGACGUGGAUGUCAGCUCUGUCUGUCAACUUGUGGCAGAAGCUUUGAAGAACUUGACCGAACCAGGAAACUUAUUCGAAGGAAGUAUGAAGAGCCUGAGACACCUCACUUGGACCAUACAAGAUCGGACGGAUCAAACAGGACUGGUAUUGUUACAAAAGCAGAAUGCUGUUUUGAAAGAGGUCGUGAAGUGUCUCAAGAAAAAGGUUAGCUUUUCCUUACAUUUAGCGCAACAAGAAUUGUGUAACGAAAUCCCAGAAAGAGAAUCUGAACAUGAGAAUUGUUCCACUUCUCAUGAAAUGGAAACGAAUUCAAAAAGCUGUAAUGAAAACUCUCUGAGAAGGUUCGCGAUUGCCGAGAACCAUACCGAAAGUGAAAAUUUACAGAAAUCAACAAUGGCAAAAGCUGAAAAUAAUGAAUUUACUGGCGAAUAUAAACCGAUGAACGCGUGCGAUCGUGUAUUCUGCAUACAAUCGCAUUCAAAUGGCCAGUCAUACGAAGAAUACAUUUUCAAAUUGUCGAUCAAUAGGGAAAUUAAACUGAAAUGUCCGGUUAUAUUAGAUGAUACUGAGAAAAUCGUUCGAAUGGAAUUCAUCGACAACGAAGCCGAAUACGAUAAUGCACCGUUAGAACGAAUUAUAAUAUUCUUUAAAAAUAUACACGCAUCCGUGAACGUCAAACAAACCGGUAUACCCUGUAGUACGCAAACGACAAGAUUGAGAACAUCGAACAGGUCGACGCAAACAGCAGUAGUAGGAAUAAAAUCGUUUCUACGUCUGAACGCUGGGAACACGAUGCUCAAUAGCGAAAAACGUGCGAUAGAGAGGAGUCUCUGCAAUUUGGAACGAACUGUCAACACCCUAAAAUUCAACGCUUUGGAUCAAGCUCGAACCAUGAUCGACAAGGAUACACAAUUAUCGUGGAAACAGUGAAUUGUUCGAUUGGAUCCAGGUGUUGAGUCGAUAAUUCUAUGCAUAGCGAUACCUAUCAUUCUGGGAGGUGCAGAAAUGCCUAACAUUACAAUGAUAUUCGUAACGUGUAACAGUAUUCAGCUAGGUUUUGAGUAAUCGUAAUAAUACUUUAGCUAUUUAAUUGUACGUAAAAAAAUACCGCUACGAGCAACUGGUAAAGACAAUCGCGCAUUUAGAGAGAUAUUAAUUGUUAGGUUAACAAUCGUUUAAAAAUGUUAUUCGGAUAAAUUUUCCAAGAUAACAAUGCUCGCGCCAUGUGCAUACAUUGUCGAUGCACAAUGUGUACAUAGUUGUAUGUUUAACCGCAUUUAAAAGUUUAAUAAUAAUCACACUAGUUUGAAUAAGAAUUUGAAUAUGCUUUAUUUGAAUUUUAUCAAAGAUAGAAGUGCAGCCUACUAUAUUCACAUAUGUCAAUGAAUCAGUUUUUAAUCAAUAUCAAAAAACACUUAUUUCGCUAAAAUCGAAGUGCGACAUCAUUGCUGAUACGUACGUGCAAAAUUCAUUAAAAAUGCAAAAUGCAAUCCGUGGAAAAAUACAUACAUGUGCAAACUUUAGAAGUUAAACAUUUGGUACAGUUCGUUCGCAUGUACAAUUCGUUAACAUUCGGUUGAUCGUUCUGUAUCCAAGUUGACAUUAGAAAAAGACAAAAAAUAUUAAUAAUUAAUUUAUAUUCUCUUUAAAUAACAAUGAAAACCUGAUUCGUAAUAAACUACAUCUUAUAAUUAUAUUUAUUUGACUUGGCAAAUAAAAUAAAUAUUUUCAGCA
Megalopta genalis is the source of this 2532-nucleotide messenger RNA. RefSeq lists its product as uncharacterized. The record is from RefSeq and is a predicted model, not a curated record. NCBI's taxonomy places the organism in Eukaryota, Metazoa, Arthropoda, Insecta, Hymenoptera, Halictidae.